Molecule: messenger RNA, 2379 nt
Organism: Sander lucioperca (pikeperch)
Lineage: Eukaryota; Metazoa; Chordata; Actinopteri; Perciformes; Percidae
Gene: hdac11
Product: histone deacetylase 11
Exons: 9
Coding region: 587-1720 (377 amino acids)
Molecular function (GO): histone deacetylase activity
Source: RefSeq, a predicted model, not a curated record
GAUUUCUCUCAGAUUUUCUUUAAAUGUUUCUUCUAUUUGACAUGUUCCUUCUCAUAUUGUAAUGCAAGGAGGUGACAUAAUUGGUCGUCAUUCUAAUCCAUCAUGUCAAGCAUAUAUUCAGAAGAAAGCACCUCUCCGAGUCCUUUGAGUCAGUAAGAGUUUUUGCGCUUUUAAUCUAUCCGCCCUAGGACUUGAUUAGGAUGCUCAUUUGAUUUUCCCUCCGGAGUGGAUUUAGGAGGCUGCAGUUCAGUUGUUUGUGGCAAUUUGCCAAACAGUCAUUGAUAAAGAAAUACUGAGAUGUGGUUGUAAAUCUCUCAUAAAGGAGUGUUUGCUUCAGGAAAAGUAAAGCUGAUAGCAGUAGUUCCAUAGGCGUAGAUUUCGUGGGGAUGUAGGGGAUAUGUCCCCCCCCCCCCAUUAUUUAGAAUAGGUAGAUUUGUCCUCCUCACAAAAUAAUAAAGACAACCCACUCGCCAAAAGAGGGAGAAUUAACUGUCCAGGGGCUCGUUUCCCAACGAUUUCAGACACCCCUAUAGUGGACCAUACCAUCUUAACCUCGCAGCACGCGUUCGUGUUGCAGUGGCAACAUAUGAAGCUGCGGUCGAAAAUGUCGAGAUCUACGAACGAUCUGACGGAAAACAAUUUUGUCUACUUGUGCUGCAGAAAUUGUUGCAAAAACAAUUCACCAGAAUGCAGGGAACAAAGUUAUUUGACGCUCAGACUAUACUGGGGGUCCACAGAACAACCCCGUCCCCCGUCCCCUGUCCCCCCGGUUAUAAUGUGUCCCCCCAAUGUUGAAACAAAACCUUCGCCCUUGAGUAGUUCUAUCAUGUUCAAAGACUUUGUAUUUAUUCUCUCUCCCCUCUGCUGCAUGCAGAACCAAAUCUUGGAGGGCUCAAGAGAGUGGUCUCUGGUGGUGGCAACGAUCACAGAAAUCCCACCCCUCCUGUUUCUGCCUAAUUUCCUGGUGCAGCGGAAAGUGUUGAGGCCUUUGCGGACACAGACUGGAGGAACAAUAAUGGCAGGAAAACUAGCUGUUGACCGAGGAUGGGCUAUAAACGUAGGAGGAGGCUUCCACCACUGCUCCAGCGACAGGGGAGGAGGCUUUUGUGCCUUCGCUGACAUCACUCUGGCCAUCAAGUUUCUGUUUGAGAGAGUGGAGGGCAUCUCCAGGGCUACCAUCAUCGAUCUGGAUGCUCAUCAGGGAAAUGGACACGAGCGUGAUUUCUUGGACGACAGACGAGUGUUCAUCAUGGAUGUGUAUAAUCGCUACAUAUAUCCUGGGGACGGAUAUGCCAAAAGAGCCAUAAAGAGAAAGGUGGAGCUGGACUGGGGCACUGAAGACUCCGAGUACCUUCAGAAAGUAGAGCUCCACUGUGAGGGAGCGCUGAACGAGGUCCAACCUGACAUCAUUGUCUACAACGCAGGGACGGACAUCCUGGAUGGGGACCCGCUUGGAGGACUCUCUAUAUCACCACAGGGCAUUGUAAAUAGAGAUGAGAUUGUGUUCAGGGCUGCGACGCGACGGGGCAUCCCCAUACUCAUGGUAACAUCUGGGGGAUACCAGAAGAAAACCGCCCGCAUCAUCGCUGACUCCAUCCUCAACUUGCACCGGCAGGGCCUGAUUGGAGCAGAGGCUCUGGAGGGGGAGGGAUCAUCAUCACUGGUGACCAGCAUGAUGUGCAGCUCUGGAUCUGUUGGAUCAACAUUCACUGCUGUAUGAGUAGGGUUAGGUAUUGUUUUUUUAACCGAUACCGGUGCUAAAACGAUACCUUUCAAACGGCGCCAGUGCCUAAACCGUGAACUGAUACUUACUAGACCGCAAAACGACAGUCGCUGACAUUAAAAAACGGCUUGUUUAUUGCUAAAGCCAUAUGGUCAAAUGUAAAUGAUUUAUUGAAAAUGUAAAAAUAAUUUUAUUUUAACCAGUCAAUUGCUGUUAAACGACAAAAAAGGAACCACUAGAUGGCAGAAGAGUACUUUACAACAACAUUGAAUGCACCAUGAGCUUACAAGUUGCAAUUGAAUGCACCAUUAAGUCCCGUCGGUGUGGUUUCUCUGACAACCUCGACUAGGGCAGUGGCCAGCUGCAGACUGGUAACGACUGGUAAACGUCCCGGUGUUGGAGUCCUUCCUUUCCGUUUAGCUUUCAGCAUUUUAACCGCGUUUAAGACAGCUACUAGUAGGGGUGUAACAAUACAUCGAUAUAUCGAUUCAAUCCUCAAUGAUCCAAUAUUAUCAAUACAAAGGUUAAAUAUCAAUACAUAUCGUCAUCUUUAAGAUGUGCUUUUAUUUUGAAAUUUCCACUUUAUAUUUAUUCUUUUUAUUAAAAAGAGUAGUUUGUUUUUUAAUUUAAAUGUCUGGAAGAGCUUGGGCGGCCUU